This is a messenger RNA of Gymnogyps californianus (California condor), 4537 nucleotides long. RefSeq names its product G protein-coupled receptor 155 (gene GPR155). The record is from RefSeq and is a predicted model, not a curated record. The transcript has 16 exons. Lineage: Eukaryota; Metazoa; Chordata; Aves; Accipitriformes; Cathartidae. Gene Ontology annotation, cellular component: membrane. Gene Ontology annotation, biological process: transmembrane transport; intracellular signal transduction. The coding region runs from base 119 to 2722 and encodes 867 amino acids.
GGCCUUGGUACCGGCGGCCUCGGCCUUGGAGAGGUUCUCAACUUGGCAGAGUGCAAAUCCUCUAUACGUACCCUUGUGCGGAGGCGCCUACCAAAAGCCAAGUAGAUGAGAUCAUUUCAUGCUCUUUUUUUGGAAGAGGUGGUCAAAGGAAAUGGAUAGCUAUUCAGACUUCAAUGCAAAGAACCUCUCAUCUUCAGCUAAUAUGUCUAUUUCUUUGCCUGGACAAGUUGGACUGAAUACCACCGGCGGUACUCCUUCUAUGUCAAUAAGUAGGCUUUUCCCAGCCCUGUUAGAAUGCUUUGGAAUAAUUCUUUGUGGCUACAUAGCUGGAAGAGCCAACAUUAUCACAUCAUCUCAGGCCAAAGGACUAGGAAAUUUUGUGUCCCGUUUUGCACUCCCAGCUCUACUGUUCAAAAACAUGGUGGUACUUAACUUUUCUAAUGUGAAUUGGUCCUUCCUGUACAGUAUUUUAGUUGCCAAAGCUGCUGUGUUUUUCUUAGUCUGCAUUUUAACAUUGUUGGUAGCCAGUCCUGAGAAUCGAUUUAGCAAAGCAGGUUUGUUCCCUAUUUUUGCUACACAAAGCAAUGACUUUGCACUGGGAUAUCCAAUAGUUGAAGCUUUAUACCAAACCACUUACCCAGAAUAUCUCCAGUACAUUUACCUAGUGGCUCCAAUAUCUCUUAUGAUGCUAAACCCUCUGGGGUUUAUCUUCUGUGAAAUCCAGAAGUGGAGGGAUAAUCGCACUGUGUCACACAGCAAAAUCAAAAUAGUGGGCCUAGCACUCCUUCGAGUUUUGCAGAACCCAAUUGUAUUCAUGGUCUUCAUAGGAAUUGCCUCAAACUUUAUUCUUGGCCAGAAAAUUCCCGAAUACCUUGAAAACUUCCUUGACGGACUGGGCAGUUCAUUUUCCGGCUCCGCACUUUUUUACCUUGGACUAACUAUGGUGGGACAAACAAAAAAACUGACAAAGGGUAUGUUUGUUGCACUGAUCCUUCUCAUCACAGCUAAACUACUUAUGAUGCCAUUUCUCUGUAGAGAAAUGGUAGAACUCUUGGACAAGAGUGACAGCAUAGUCAACCACACGAGUUUAUCAAACUAUGCCUUUCUUUACGGAGUUUUUCCGUCAGCACCUGGUGUCGCAAUAUUUGCAAGUCAAUUUAAUAUGGAAGUAGGAAUUAUUACCUCAGGCAUGGUGAUAAGCACUUUUGUGUCUGCACCUAUUAUGUAUGUUUCUGCGUGGCUGUUGACCAUUCCAUCUAUGGACCCCAACCCACUGGCAUCUGCACUCCAGAAUGUUAGCUUUGACAUAAGUGUUGUCAGCCUCAUUUCUCUGAUCUGGUCUCUUAUUGUUGUUCUUCUGAGUAAGAAAUACAAACAGCUUCCUCAUAUGAUUACAACAAAUCUACUUGUUGCUCAGUUUAUUGCUUGCAUUGGAAUGGUGGUAUGGAAUUUCAUUGUUAAAGAAAAAGACAUCACCAUGCAGAUCCUAGUAUUUAUAUUCCUCUACAGCUCACUUUAUAGCACCUACCUGUGGACAGGUUUUCUAUCUUUCUCUUUGUUUCUGUUGAGGAAGAGAGAAACAGUAAAGAUUCCCAUUGGGUUUAUUAUCAUAGCUGGAUGGGGAGUCCCAACACUUCUGGUGGGAAUCUUGCUAAUUGUUGGUGAACAUAACAACACUAGUAUUGACUCUGCCUUUUUCUAUGGAAAAUAUCAGAUAAUUACCACAGCAGUGAUCCUGUUCAUUAGUAUAUUGAUGUCAGGUUUCUCACUUAUGUGCAUGAACAGAAAUAGGCAAGAGUCAAGCUAUGAGGUAUUGAACCCAUAUUCACCACGUAGCCAAGUGGAGGAGGUUGAAGUGGAAGGGAAUGAGGGGAAUCAAGUUUCAGCCACUGUACCUCAGCCUUCUGUAGGAUCUUCUGCACAGCCUUCUCCAGGAUCUUCUGCACAGCCAUCUGCAGAAAGAGGUUGCUGUUCUUGUCAAACAACAAAUGGUGAAUUAUCCUGCGCUAGAGAGAGCAAAGCAGUGUCAAAUGCUGCUGAAAGCAAGGUUCCUCCAAUUGAGGCAGCUGAUCAGUGUGUGAAUCAUUGCAGUGCUCAAACCUGCGUGUUGGCUCAGGAAGAACAGCUUCUACAGACCAGAGACAAACAGCUGGCCAGACAUGUGUUGCUGUGCUUACUUCUUAUUGUUGGCCUGUUUGCUAAUCUUUCCAGUUGUUUAUGGUGGCUGUUCAACCAAGAGCCUGGAAGGCUAUAUGUGGAAUUGCAGUUCUUCUGUGCUGUGUUUAAUUUUGGUCAGGGCUUCAUUUGCUUUGGUAUUUUUGGCUUAGAUAAGCAUUUAAUCAUUCUACCAUUCAAGCGAAGACUUGAAUUUUUCUGGGGAGGAAGAGAAGCAGCAGGGCAUACAGAUCCCUCUGUACCUGAGGAAAUCAGGAUGACCUGUCAACAAUUUGUUCGUUAUCAUAGAGAUCACUGUGUCAAAAGUAUUGUCAAAGGCAGAAGGUGUGGUGCAAAGAUCUCCACUGGCAUCUUCUUUGGCUGUGACCUGGUGAACUGGCUCAUGCAAGUUGGCCUUGCCUCUGACCGUGGUGAAGCUGUGAUGUAUGGAGACAGACUGAUGAAAGGAGGCAUCGUCCAGCAUAUUACGAAUGAAUUUGAAUUUCGGGAUGAAUAUUUGUAUUACCGCUUCAUUCCUAAGAGAUCAGUUGCAGUUGAGAGCCAUUGACCUGAGCAUGUAGGCAGAGGACAGGCAGUUAGGGGUGAGUGUGACCACCUCCUCUGCCUUCACCACUGAAAUUGGAAGUAUUUCUUUCUCAGGGCUCUCAGAGGAUUGUGUUACUCUCUCUUGUAAACUUAAGAGAUGUGGUUCUACUUGUAUCUAUUCUGAAGGAAAUGGUAGCAGUGAUAUUUAGUGAGUGUUCCAACCAGAAUGCAACUAGAACAAAAAAGAUGCUCUGGAUUUAGAGCAUUUUUCCAUUUUGAGCAAAACAAAUAGUAAAAUGAUAUGUGUCACUGUCGUAUUAUAGAGGCGUUGUAAGAGCAGCUUUAGUGACUGGUGCCACAAUGAAAAAAAACCAUGAAUAAGAGUUAUUUUUCAUGUUGCUGUAUGUUUUCCAUAUUUUAGUGUGAUGAAAUAUUGAUUCCUGUUUACGGUCAGGCUUCCUUCAUAGAAGUAGGAUUUCUUCUAUCAUACCCCAGUUUUUACUACUCUACUCUUGUCUAACACCAGGAAGUUUUUCUAGCUAUUUACACCUCAGAUCAGGUGGUUUGUUUCUCCCUUAAACAUAAAAUCCUCCAUUUGUAAAAGUAGAAUUAUUGUGAGGGUGAUUCUGAUGUCAGAGGAUUAAAGCUGAGGAAAUAUUGAGUGGACUAAAUAACGGGUUUGUACAAACUUACCAAAUCUUAAAAACAUAUAAAAAUACCCACCGAUUCCCCAAAUUAGGAAAUUAUAUAAUGGAUUUUCAUAUAAACAAUUGGUUCUGAAGUUUUGCCUUAUGGUGGUAGUAACAGCUUUGUCAAGAGUAGAUUUUUACCUUCUGAAAUUAGCCUUUCCAGUUGAAUUCAGAAGUGCCAGCCUCAAAUAAAGAUGUUAUGGAAGCCUUGGAUACCUGUGCAAGUUAAGACAAAAAAUUUAUGAAAUCAUAAAACCUUUUAAAUGAAAUACAAUGACUUUUAAACCUAUUAUAUGAAGAAUCCUAACUGAAUAUCCAAGUUAGGGUUUAGAGUAGCUAAAGAUCCUAAAAUUUUAGUAUUGGUUGCCCAACACAGGCUUCUAAUAAGCCUCAGGUAUCCUCCUACGAUGUUUAAAUAGUUACUCCAGUGUCAUUCAGAUUCUUGUGCACUGAAGGCAGAAUCUGAGAAUCUGUGUGUCUUCUGCAGUGUUUUGAAAAGGUUAAAGAUAAACUGUAGUAUCUGAUAGCCAUUAUGCUGCCCUUUUAAAACUGCAAGAAUAGCGUCUAUAUAUGUCUGUAUAAAAAUUUUAUAUAGUGAGGGAAAGGAACCCAGGUAUUAAAAAAAAAAAAUUUGCUCAAGCAUAUGAAUAACUCUUCUUACCCCUUUUUUAAAAAAGUCUUUCCCUUCUUUUUUCUUUUUCUUUUUAGUACACAGAUUUUUAUUAUAGCUACUUAUGCAUCUACUUUGUACUAAGAAUUAAAAGUGAUUUUAGCAGCAUAAACUACUGUUCAGGAACCAGUUGUUUUAUGGUAGCUAUAACUCCAUGCAAGACUUAUAUUGGAAAAAUAAUUCCUUUUACUGCCAGUCUUAUUGCACUUCUGCAGUGUGCACAGAAACAUAACUGCAUCCUACUGCAUAUGUAUGCUAUACCAACUGACAUAUUUUAAUGUUUUCCAGCAACAAAAUAAUGGACAUUUGUAUCAGGCUGUGGCCACGAAGGAAAACAAUAGCAUAUUUCCAUUACAACUGCUGAAAGAUGGCUACAUCAAAUAUUUUGGAAUAAUUAGAUAUAUGUGACUUAAGAGCAGAAGCCAUGAGUAUGUCUGGCUUCUAAAUACUGUAACUUGUCAAUAAAUCUGUUACUUGA